UGCCGAAUUCUGUUCAUUUUCCUUACCACGCACUCUGCCAAUAAAACAGGUGUCGCCAAACGACCACAGUCCGCGGUGACUCAGAGUUCUCGGCGUUUGACGUGUCCAUCCUCGUAUCCAUCUGAACUGAAUACCUCAGUUCCUCUGAGAUCAGAACAUUCCAAAACUCUUGAUAGCACCUCCGCAGUUCAUCAACCGGACACCAACGUUGUAUCGCAGUCCACCACCCUGGCAGGUGAAAGACCACCCCCGGGUCGUAACACCAGUCCAAACGGGAGUUUAAAAGUGACCUCGUGGGAUGCAUUGCCCAUAUUUUGUGUACAUUUAAAACAAUUUGAUUUGAAUUUGUACAUGGGCAGUGCGAUGGGUCUGACCAGGAUGACGAUAGAUAAUCUGUUCUGCGACGGUCGUGCUUCGAUUCACUCCAGUGGUCGAAAGAAUACCAUGCUUUGUGCUGGUCUCGGCACGUGUCAGUUCACCAGCGAAGGUGGAGGUGUUGGUGGCGAAUUCUGUCUUCUAGACAGUAAUGUACUGCUGCGUCUGGACGACGAUCCAUCACGUGAUCCGGAGCACAAUUUAGACUGCCGAAUCCGUGGCUUCCAGUUGCGUGUGGAAUACAUGAGUACAAACAUUCUUCUCCUACGUCUCAAUUCUCUCAGUUUGCACUUGCAAGAUGAGUGGAAGUUGCGAGAUGUGAUGAGGCAACAGAUGAUUUCAAACCGUCCCCCUUCGGGCGGAUCAGAUCAUUCUACUCGACCGGCUAUCACCACAAUCAGUUCUUUGCCACAAACGGUUGGAUUCGAGCAGUCGGAAUUGGGUACCUUUGAACCAUUGGAGGCAGAUAUUGGUGUUCCACCGGUUUACACCGCAAUUGUGCGCACAACUACUCCAGACCUGAUGCGUGCUGUCCUCAAAGUUCGUGAAUACUUCGAGGAACAGGUCCGCGAAGGCCGUAUGUCCUUGAUCGGACAAAGUGGAUCUUUCGGUCUGUUCUCGACCAAUGCUCGUGAUCAGCGCAUGACAACAAGCCAGUGGCCCGGAUGGCAUAUGCCCAGAUCUCUGCUAAGUGGAUCGGAGAAAGAACCGACUGAAUUGACGGAGACGGAGAAGCAAAUCAUUGAUAAACUACUCCAGCGUCAUUGGCAAGGUUUAUACGAGGCAGUUAAAACGUACGCGUAUGAGCACUUGGGUUUGACACUGGGCAUGAUGCAAGACGAAGAUACGCUGACGGGUGCUGACGAAAAGUAUCCCGUUCUCGGUGGUUCAUUCCAGCUAUCUGGUCGGUCUCUUGGGAUUGCGUGCUUUGCAGGCAGCUUUCGGUCUGCACCGGACUGGGCCAUUUUCAAUAUCCAGUAUCCAACAGCGUGUUUUGAAACUGAGGCUCAACGUGAGGCUCCCGUGAUCCAAACCACAACGACAACAACACCUGGUGUUGUACCCGAUCCCAGUGAAGCUGACGGUUGGGUCAAUUUUCCCAUUCAGUUCCCGCCGACACUUCCCGCGACCGCUUCACAUCCAUUUAUGGAUGUCUUAACAGCGCCGACUCGCUCCCAAGCACCACAUAGACGUCCAUCUGAUCCUAGUGAACUCGUUCCUCCGGACCUGACUGCUGCCUCAACUAACACUGAUGACCCGUGUGCUGCACGACCAUGGAGAUAUAGACUCUCUGGAACGACCACAAGGAAAUCCAGUGCAGUAGUUGUGGCUACGGUCACAUGUGGCAAUGUAAGCUCACCAGUUGGAGCAACCACAACCACCGUCACGACCGCCACUUCUUCUCACGCAGACUUACUAUCAGAUGCUGCCGUGGGACAGAAUAAUAUGUCCGUUGCAACCGCACCAAGUCACGUGGACUCGGCACAUGUUCAAUCCGUUCCGGUACGAUCUAACCCGCUGAGGCCACCAACGGAUGCCGAGAUUCUGUUUGUCUUACCUUCGAUUUCCUUACGAAUCACAUCAGACCAACGGCAAACAAUGGCUCAGCCUAGUCUAUCUACUGUUCCGUUUAUUCAAGUGUCGGUCACCACAGGAGCCGGUGAAACACAAGAACCAGCCGAAUCCGAGCCAUCUCACUCAGAACCGCCCACCGCUAGCGGUUCAGGCACCGAAUCCGUAUCUAAAAGCUCAAGACUAUGGAUUUACGGUAGUCGUGAUCCGUCUGCCACUAGAGGCUCCGGUUCAGGGAAUCAAGCAAACACGCCAUCCGCCACGUCUCAUUCGUUUGCACCCUCGGUAAAAAUUAGCUUUCAGACUGAUUUCCACGGUUUUGUGCAAUUGGGCCUGAUUGAUGUCCCCUGGUUGCCGACAUUGAUCAAUUCCUAUUUGAACGAGCGACUUCAAGAAUAUGAAUUUUCAUCAAUGGCCUCCGCAAGCAAUCAAAGUACCAAUGAUAUCCACAGGACAUUCGGAAUGAGUCAUGUGUCUAACGCUGUCGGUACCGAACUCACCGCGCGACUAAGACAGCUUGCUGGAACUAGUUCACCUUUGGUUCUAGACGCCCGCUCUUAUGAGAUUGUGCAUUGGUCACUCAGUCCGGAAUGCCGUUGGUUACUCGCAACGAGUAUUGGUGUGCCCGCUUUUGACCGUCUGCUGGAGAGCAUUGGUUUCCGCAAGGCCCGCAUCACUAUACCCAAGUGGCUCCAGCGUGGCGUUAUGGAUCAUUUAGAUCACGUGACGUCAAUUCUUUUACGCGCAAGUCUUCGUCUCAUCACGGACGAAUUCCGUGCCAGAGAUCAGCGAUCUGACGAUCCUCGAAUUAAUACCGAUAGACAGCCUACUGCGGAUUCGAACUCUGGUGCGGUGGCCAUAAAAGCUCAUGAAAUUGCGCCGGCCGUCAAGUCGAAGUUAUCAAUUUCACGUCCUUCUUUUACUUUGGCCACAGAUGAUGAUUAA
Echinostoma caproni is the source of this 2892-nucleotide messenger RNA. The record is from the annotation of a GenBank genome assembly. NCBI's taxonomy places the organism in Eukaryota, Metazoa, Platyhelminthes, Trematoda, Plagiorchiida, Echinostomatidae.